Messenger RNA from Aspergillus saccharolyticus JOP 1030-1, 1005 nucleotides. Its product is annotated as prenyl transferase. Bases 1 to 1005 code for a protein of 334 amino acids. Gene Ontology annotation, molecular function: prenyltransferase activity. Lineage: Eukaryota; Fungi; Ascomycota; Eurotiomycetes; Eurotiales; Aspergillaceae. The record is from RefSeq and is a predicted model, not a curated record. The transcript is spliced from 3 exons. Gene Ontology annotation, biological process: isoprenoid biosynthetic process.
AUGACCGCAAUUCCAGAGGUUGCUUCCAUGUCGCUGCCAUGGAUGGCAACUAUCGGAAUUUUCCCUCUUGUCGUCUAUGUGUUUCUGGAUAGAAUGCCGCCUCUAUGGCCGACAUCCAAGAAGGCAUUCUUGAUCGGCCAGAAGCGACCAGAUCUAGUGACCUCCUUUGAAUGUCCCUACGCUUAUAUCCGCCAGACAUAUGGCAAGUAUCACUGGGCUCCCUUUGUACACAAGCUCGACCCAAACCUUAAGACCAAUAAUCCAGCCAAGUACACGAUGAUCAACGAGAUCAUGGACGCGAUUCACCUGUGUUUAAUGCUGGUAGACGAUGUCACCGACAACAGCGAUUACCGCAAAGGCAAGCCGGCAGCGCACAAGAUCUAUGGUCCUUCGGAGACCGCCAACCGGGCCUACUACCGGGUGACGCAGAUUCUGAACGAGACGGUGCAAAGCUUCCCGAAUCUGGCCCCAUUUCUGAUGCAGAACCUGGAGGAGAUUCUGGCCGGCCAGGAUCUAUCUUUGGUGUGGCGACGAGAUGGACUGAGUGUCUUCCCAACAUCUCACGCCGAACGUGUAGCGGCAUAUCGGAAGAUGGCCUCCCUGAAGACAGGGGCCCUGUUUCGGAUGCUGGCUCAGCUGGUGAAGGAGGACACAUCGAUGGAUGAGACGAUGACCACUCUGGCAUGGUGCUCUCAACUUCAGAACGACUGCAAGAACGUCUACUCAUCGGAAUACGCCAAGGCGAAAGGUGCGCUUGCAGAAGAUCUGCGCAACCACGAGUACUCAUAUCCCAUCAUCCUGGCCCUCGAAGUCCCCGAUGGUCACUGGGUGGCCAAAGCAUUGGAGACUAGUUCCCCUCGGAAUAUCAGGAAAGCCCUGGCGGUCAUCCAGAGCGAGGGCGUGCGAAAUGCGUGUUUUGCAGAAAUGAAGCGGGCCAGUGCUUCUGUGCAAGAUUGGUUGUCCAUCUGGGGCCGGAACGAGGAGAUGAACCUGAAAAGUCCGUAG